GCUGACAUCAACUGCACCAACUACCAUGUGAUUGUUAGAGGACUGAAUUUGGCUUAUUUACAAGUACCUGUCAAAAGAAGAGAGGAACUUGCUGCAAAUCUAGUAGUUUACCUUAAACAGUCUGUGCACCAGAUCAGUCAACCUGCCUGCAAACAGGGUGUCCUAAAUGACACUGACUGGCUGGUUCUGAACCUUGGUCGGUUUUUCAGCUAUGUGCCUUAUUCUGACUUGGCAGAAUUCAACAUCUCUAGGGAAGCCGUGUUUGGCUCUCUAACUGGUGAACAGAAGGUGGAGCAAAUCUUGACACCAGGUCUGGUGGAUGAUGAGUCUGCUGUUAGAGAAUUGUUUGGAUCUGUUGUAAACUCUCCAGACCAGAACCAGUUGGAUGAUUUUUUUGAGAAAUUUAUCAGCAUGUCUGCACAGAGAAACGUGUCAAGCAUCAGCACUGCUGUGAGCAGCAUAAUUCUGAACAUGACAUUGAUGGACCUGGCGAACAGAUUUGAAACCUUCGAUCCGCAGACGUUUGCUUUAUGGUUCCAGUCGUACCUGCACAUUUUCCUCCCUGGGAUCGGUCCGGAUAGCCUUUCUGUCAUCCCCAGGACCAUCAGCUGCGAUUCUUACAGAGAAAUCGUGAAAGGCUGUGAUAACAUUUUCAGCAGUCUCACACCGAUUCAGACGAAGUACGUCUACAGUUUCACUCGAGACUAUCUCUUCCAUCAGCCCAGCCAAGAUUCCUGUGUGCAGAGUACUAACAGUGACUCUGAUUGGCUGCUGAAAAACUUCGGAUGGUUCCGCUUCAUCGCCAACUUUACUGACUUUAUCAGCUUGAAGAGAGAUUUUAAUGGGGUCGAGGUGGCAGAGUUUCUGACUGUGUCCCAGCUGGCUGAGCUUUGCUCUGACCCGUCACGUCUCAGCGGACCAGCGGAUGUUCAGACUGUGAUGAAUGAGCUUCAAACGCAGACGCUUUCAGAGUUUUUUGAUAUUCUUUCUCCAAACAUCCAAGUGAAUGAACAGGGCUACUCUGUGGAGGUGAAGCAGGCCUUCCUGCAGACAGUGUUUGUGCGAGGCGAUCUGUCGUCUCCUUCAGUCAGUGAUUCCGAGCUGUCAGUCUGGCUCACGGUUCGACUUAGGCCGCUGCUGUCUGCUUUGAGCUCAGCAGACGUUACGGUGUAUUUCGACAUCGUCAGGGCUCGAGGCUGCAGUGUCAAACAGGAGGCCAUCAGUGUACUGGACUCUCAAAGAACGGCUCUGGAUGAAAACACACAACGUCAGAUCUAUAACAACAUCCAACAGCUACUCACAGAUGCUCCUCUUCGCUGUUAUGUCAGUGGCAGUUUCUACCUCUUCCUCAAGUCUUUCUUCCUCCAGUUUGGAUUUCCAGACCUCAACACCUUCCAGUCUCUGAUCCCUGUGGACAGGAGGCCUGAGCUGCUGGGCUCCAUCUCUACAGCCGAGCUGAGCGAGUUCCUGAACGCGCCUCAGACGCUCGGAGACGGGUCGGGACUCUGCCAUCUGCUCAGCCAGUACAACCAGACCGCACGCUAUCUGGAGACGGAGCCGCUGGGAUCCGUGGGUUUGGCCCGGCAGGUGUUGUCCUGCGUCUGGCCUGGAGUUCUGAAGCUGGAGAUCCAGUCUGAGGUGGAUCAGUGGUUUGACCAUCGACUCAUGCGAUACCUGCCUCUGCUCAGCUCGCAGCUCAUCAGCCCCGCACAGCUCAGUAGCGCCGCCUGUCUGUCCUACAGGAAACUUGUUUCAGUUCUUGGAAACAACUACAACUUCUCCAGAACUGACUUCACGCCAGACGAUGUUUACAGCUCCAUGAAGGUGUAUCUCACAAAUGGUGGCUCACCGCGCUGCUAUAACGCCUCCGAUCCUCAGCUGAACUCCACAAACUGGCUUGUGAGCUACAUUGGCGUCUUCAUCAGAUACGUCAAUCUGUCUGACCUCAACUCCUUUGUGUCUUCUAACCAGAUUGGUGUGUUCUUGGAAAACCCGGAGAACCUUCAGCUGCUCAAUGGCACCGUGACGAUCCAGUCCAACGUAGCCAACUACUACGUAACACAGCUGUACAAUCAGAACCCAUCCUUCAACCCCAUCAGGCUGCCAGGCCAGUUCCUGUGUGGAAUUCCUUCAUUUGCGUUAGAGCCUCUAGGAGCAGACGACAGUUUGGUACUCAUCCAGCGGAUCAACGUGUUCUGUAAUGGAACCGAGAGCCCUGAGAUCACGUCUGCUCUCGCGACCAAUCUCCCUUCGCUCUCCUCCUCCACCAUCCAGCUGCUCGGCAGUCAGAGCGUGGGCCUGACGGAGGCUCAGAUAAGCUCCGCCUCCGCUGAUGUCAUCAAGGGCGCACUCUCGACCCUCAGCGCCGUCGACGGCUGGAAUCAGGGCCAAGCCAACGCAGUCAUACAGACUCUCAUCGAGUCCGACUUUCCAUUGAACACCGGCUCCUCGCUGCUGUCUCUCGGGACGCUCGUCAAGGGCGUUCCGGCGGAAACCAUCUCCAGCAUUGAAUCUUCAGAGCUCCUGGCCAUAUCCCAAAAUCCCACAUUCAUCAGCAACAUCCUCUCAGCGCCAGAAAUCCUGCAGCUGGUUUAUGUCAUGAAGAUCGUGUCUAUAGAUGAAACUAAAGUCAUCGAGAAUGUUCCGGACGCAUUGGCUGGCUCGAUCCCGCGCGUCUCGUUGAUCUCUCAGGAGUCUGUGAACGUCACGCUGAUCAAUCAGAAGCAAUGGACACAGGAGCAGGCCGUGAUGCUGUUCGGCUCCGUGGCGAGUCUCACUGAGGACACUGAGGAGCUGUCUGAGGAGCUGCUGCAGGGCUUCACCUGCACGUCUGUCCGGACGCUCGCCGAGCCCAAGGUCAAGCAGCUGGUCAAAGCCUGCAGACGUCGGUCGGGACGGCAGAAGGUCCAGCUGAAGGAGAGUCAGCUGAUGUGCAUGUACAACUACAUGAAAGACGAGACUUCGCCAAGCUUCACAGAUUUACCUUCAGACAUCCUGCUUUACUACAACUAUGAGGAGGUGGAGGAGGCGAACUGCCGCUCGUAUUUCAGCGCUGUGGGCACGGCAGAUUACUCCGUUCUUUCCAGUGUCCUUGACAAACAGAAGACUCUGUUCAACAACGCACAAAACUGUCUGGGUAUUUCGGGUCAAAGGCUAAGCAAGGAUCACGUGGAGGUUCUGGGUAACCUGACCUGCACUUUCGACCCCGUCUACAUCCAAAACUCUGAUCCAGCCAUCAUUGAGAGCCUGAAGAAGUGCCACGAUCUGUCCGACGCUCAGAUCAGCGCUGUGCAAUCGCUGCUGCUCUCAGGAGAAACUGUCUAUGGGAAAUCUUCUGGUUGGGAUCAGCAGACACUGGAGCGCCUCGACACCCUGCCACUGUACUUCACUGACGACUUCUGGAGCCGCUUCAGCGCCCCUGUGAAGAGGAAGUACAUGAAGGUGUUCAUGCCGUUCCUGAGGACGAGAAACACGGAGAAGCCGAAACUAAAGAAGCUCUUUAAAAACUGCAACGCUGAGUUAGACGCUCGAAGCAGAAUCAGGCGCUCUGCAGACUGCACCGCGGGAAACAUCACGGAAGCCACGAUCACAGACGCCUCGUUCCCCUUCGGCUACACCGCGGCCCAGUUCGACGCCUGUAUGAGCACCAGGGUCCUCAGAGAUAACCUGGCCGCCAUCACGGAGAAGGUGGAUGACAACGACUUCCAGAGAAUCAUUCUGAGCAAGCUGAAGCAGGUGUAUCCGGCUGGACUCUCCGACAGCACGCUGCAGUUACUUGCGUCUGUCUCACGGCAAGCCACGGUCGACGAGAUCAGGACCUGGAGCAUCACCAGCAUCGACACGCUAGCCGCGCUGAUGGACUCAAACAACGGAGAAUGGGACAAAGACAAGAGUAAGGAGGUGAUCCUCAGGUAUCUGAGUGUGGCCGGUCACACUUUAGGCACUAACGAGCUGAACGUCAUCGGCUCCAGCAUCUGCGCACUGAACAUCUCAACACUUCAGAGCAUCACAGCAAGAGACCUGAGCAAUGCAGAAGUUCUGGAUCUGUCCUUGUGUUCAUAUGAGACACACACACACACACACACAGAUAUCUCAUAUACUCAGUGA
This is a messenger RNA of Sinocyclocheilus rhinocerous, 4107 nucleotides long. RefSeq lists its product as uncharacterized. The transcript is spliced from 31 exons. Gene Ontology annotation, biological process: cell-matrix adhesion. The coding region runs from base 412 to 4107 and encodes 1231 amino acids. Gene Ontology annotation, cellular component: cell surface. Lineage: Eukaryota; Metazoa; Chordata; Actinopteri; Cypriniformes; Cyprinidae. The record is from RefSeq and is a predicted model, not a curated record.